CUGCUCUUCGGCUCUGCCGACCUUUGACAGUACAGUGCUGUAGGCGCGCUUCGGUUGGAAAUUUUAAGCAGCAGGAAGGUAGAGAAACGGGCAGCCUCGCAUGACCGAGGCACAUUCUGUCUCAAACAGUGUCUUUCAAAAUGCCUUCUUUGCUUGGGAUCAGCACUCCAACCUCUGCAAUCCAGGAGAGUUUGGAAAGUUCAGGAAAGUUAAUUGACAGACAUCUUCAAGAUGAUCGAUUUUAUCCUGACCUUUCUGAUCUUCUUGCUGUUCCUGCUCACAAUAUGCCCACUUUCUCAGGAAUGAAUGAUAUGGAUUACCCCCUACAAGGACCCAGUCAGAUGACAUUUCCUAUUCUUCCUGAGAUUAGUACUGUACGCAGAGUUCCACUUCCUCCAGAGCUGGUGGAACAGUUUAGCCAUAUGCAAUGCAACUGUAUGAUGGGUGUUUUUCCAGAGAUAAGUCGUGCAUGGUUGACAAUUGACAGUGAUAUAUUUAUGUGGAAUUAUGAGGAUGGUGCCGAUGUUGCAUAUUUUGAUGGUCUCAGUGAAACUAUUUUGUCUGUUGGUCUUGUGAAGCCAAAAGAAGGAAUAUUUCAGCCUCAUAUUCAGUACUUGUUGGUGAUGGCUACUCCAGUGGACAUAGUGAUUCUUGGGGUUAGCUUUUCUGGAUCCCAUGCAGGUGCAGAUGUCUUAAAUGAAAGCAUGUCAUUUGGAAUGCAGUUACUUCCAGAUCCACUGUAUUCUCUUCCAACUGAUAACACCUAUCUCCUUACCAUUACUUCCACUGAAAAUGGACGAAUCUUUUUGGGAGGAAAAGAUGGCUGUCUUUAUGAAGUUGCUUAUCAGGCUGAAGCAGGAUGGUUCAGUCAGCGUUGUAGAAAAAUAAACCAUUCAAAAAGCACACUUUCCUUUUUAAUUCCGUCUUUACUACAGUUUACAUUUUCUGAAGAUGAUCCCAUUGUGCAAAUUGUUGUUGACAACUCUAGAAAUACUCUUUAUACACGCUCAGAAAAAGGUGUUAUUCAGGUUUAUGACUUGGGUGGCGAUGGGCAGGGAAUGAGCAGAGUGGCAGCAAUGUCCCAGAAUUCCAUAGUAUCUGCAGCUGGCCAUAUUGCCAGUACCAUAGAUCGUUCUGUUUUUAAACCUAUUAUGCAGAUUGCAGCUAUCGAGAGAUCUGAAUCAAUAGAUUGUCAACUUUUAGCUGUUACACAUGCAGGUGUGCGUUUGUACUUUAGCACAAAUCCCUUCAAACAGCCUUUAGCACGUCCCAGUAUGUUGGUUUUGGUCCAUGUACGAUUGCCUCCUGGAUUUUCUGCAUCAUCCACAUUACAAAAACCUACAAAGAUCCAUAAAGCUCUCUAUAGCAAAGGUGCUUUAUUAAUGGCUGCUUCAGAAACCGAAGACAGUGAUAUUCUUUGGUGCAUUAACCAUGACUCUUUCCCCUUUCAAAGACCUCUAAUUGAAUCACAGAUGAUGACUAAUGUGGAUGGACAUUCUUGGGCCUUGUCAGCCAUUGAAGACACAAAGUCUGAGAAGAUUGUAACACCCUUAAAUAAGGACAUAAUACCACUCACAGAUUCACCUGUUGUUGUCAAUCAGCAUAUCUUAUCCCCACAAAGAUUUGUGUUGCUGUCUGCAAAGGGAAGCCAUAUUUUCCACAAGCUUCGUCCUGUAGACCAGUUGAGACAUCUUUUAAUAGGUAGUCCUGGUGGUGAGGGAGAGGAGAUUGAAAGAUUUUUCAAACUGCACAGGGAGGAACAAGCUUGUUCUACUUGUCUAAUUUUAGCCUGCUCCACAGCCUCGUAUGAUAGAGAAGUUACAGUGAGUGCAACCAGAGCUUUCUUCAGGUAUGGAGGAGAAGCACAGAUGAGGUUUCCUUCUGCUCCUAUGGUUCCUAGCAAUGUGGGUCCUAGUUUGGGCUCUCCUGUCCCUGGUUCUCCAAUGCCUUUUUGUAGCCCACUUCCAAACCCUAGCUUUUUUUCAACCCCAUCUCCAGGUAUUCAGACCCAAAGUGUUUCCACUCCAUUUAUUCCUACAAAUACUCUGCCUGGUACUCAGCUUGCAACUAUGGCAGGUCCUGAGGUAGUGUUUUCUGGGAAGCAUAAUGGAAUAUGCAUUUUCUUCUCAAGAAUCCUGGGUAAUAUUUGGGAUGGAAGUAUUGCUGUUGAGACAACCUUUAACUCUGGAAAUCAGAAGAUCAUUGCUAUUGAGAGCAGUGUGCAGGCAAAAAUUCUGGAGUCAGUCCUUCAGGAGCUAAGAGGUUUAAAAGAAUUUCUGGACAAAAACUCACAGUUUUCUCCCGGCUCACUAAGUGGCACCAGCUUUACUACACCUGCUAAUCUUCAACAGAGACUUCUUGGGUUUAUGCGACCAGAUAGUGGGAGCUCACAGCAGGUGCAACAAGAGCUGCAAAGGAAAUAUCAUACUGAAGCUCAAGCACAUGAAAAAAUCUCUUUGCAAGGCAUCCAGCAGUUAGUUCAUCGCUCAUGGCAGACACUUGCUUUGUGGAAGCUUAUUUGUGAUCACCAGUUCAGUAUUGUUGUUGGCGAGCUACCAAAGGAGCUGCAGGACCAGAUUAAAAUGACAAGUUUUAAAGACAUGGUUAUUAAUGGGAAGGAGCUGACAGGAGCACUAAUUACAGCUUUAAUUAACCACUAUAUAAGGGACAAUGUUUCAGUUAACUCAAUAAGUGACCAUCUUAGAGAGGUCUGUCCAUUGCUGUAUAGUAAAGAUGAUUCUGUUUGCUCCAAGGCAAAUGAGUUACUGCAGCGUUCCCGACAAGUACAGAACAAAAUUGACAAAGAAAGAAUGCUAAUAGAUUCCCUGCAUCUUUAUAAGCAGAUCAGUCACCAGACAGAUCUUCCCCAUGUUUGUCUGCAGUAUCGGCAAGUGAGAUUCUAUGAGGGAGUUAUUGAACUGUGCCUGACUGCUGCUGAUAAGAAAGACCCUCAAGGCCUUGGUCCACACUUCUACAAAAAUGGAGAGCCAGAGGAAGAUGCUGUUGGACAUCAAGCUUUUCAGGAAAGGUUAAAUAGUUAUAAGUGUAUCACUGACACAAUGCAGGAGCUGGUCAAUCAAAGCAAAGCUGCACCCCAGUCCCCAAGUGUUCCUAAGCAACCUGGACCGCCUGUAAUGUCUUCUGACCCCAACAUGUUGAGCAAUGAAGACGCCACAGCUCAUUUUGAACUUAUGCUUGAACUCGCUCAACGUUCUAGAGAUGAAUUAUUCCACAUUGCUCUUUAUAACUGGCUAAUUCAAGCAGACCUCACAGAUAAACUUUUAGAGGUGAAUUCCCUAUAUUUAGAAGACCAUUUAAUGCGGAUGAUGAAGCAGGACCAGAAUAAAGUACGCUACAUGGAUCUAUUGUGGAGAUACUAUGAAAAGAAUCAGAGCUUCAGCAAGGCUGCGCAUGUCUUGGCAAGACUGGCAGAUAUGCAUAGCUCUGAAAUUACAUUACAACAGCGACUGGAGUAUAUUUCUCGUGCCAUACUAAGUGCCAAGAGUUCUACGUCCGCCAUAUCACAGGCUACAAAUGGAGAGUUUCUACAUGAAUUGGAGGAGAAAAAGGAGGUGGCAAGGAUCCAGCUACAGAUUCAAGAUAUGUUAAGCAAACAGUAUUCUCAUCAUCUUGCUGUACAAACAGCACUAUCACGACUUGAUUCUGAACUGAUGGAUAUAACAAAGUUAUAUGGAGAAUAUGCAGAUCUUUACAAGCUGUCGGAGUGCAAGCUAGCCAUCAUUCACUGUGCCAAACACUCUGACCCAAUCCUGGUGCAGAAUCUCUGGCAAGAAAUAAUAGAAAAAGAACUGAAUGACAGUGUUGCAAUGAACUCUGCAGAUCAAAUGCGAACACUUAAUCUUAAACUGGUUUCUCUUGGCAAGAUCUAUAUGGGGACACCAAGAUACUUCCCUCUUGAGUUUCUGGUAAAACAGCUGGAGCUGCAUGUCUGCAAGAAAAAUUGGGAUGUGAGUUUUGUAACAUGCACUAUGAGGGAAAUUGGAAUCCCACUCCCAAAACUCCUAGAUGUGUAUGAUCAUCUUUUUAAGACUAGGGACCCUGUGUGGCAGAGAGAGAAGAGGCCUUUGCAUCUUUUGGAAUGCAUUUAUGUCCUUCUGUCUGCUUAUGUGCAAGAUCCAACACUACUUCCAGUAAACGAGAGGAGGAAAUUCACAAACAUCUGCCUUGAUAACAUUUGUGGAUACCUUGUAGAGUUGCAGUCUUUAAGUCCUUGUAUAGCACUAAAAUGCACCAUUGGAAACUUCAAAACCCUUCAGGCCAGACUAGAGAGAGUUCACUGACAACACGCUAAUUUUUGAUAAAAUCCAGUGCAGGGAUUCUUUAAGUAGACACCAUCAUCCAUAUAUAGCAUUAUGACUAGGAAAGAAAAAAAUACUUAUGGACUACCCCAGUUUUUAUCUUGCCUCUGAUUUUUUUUGAGUAGGGUUUUUUCUUACUGUCUUCAGAUCAAUGUAAUUGAGAAAAACAUGCAAAUAGGAUGUGAUGGAAAUGGAUUUCCUGUUGGCAGUUUCAUAAUGUAAAAUGUUGGCAAAUGAACUCUGAUAAUCAGUAUCUUCCUUAAGCAGUAUAUGCAUUAUUUGAAGUCAUUAAUUAAUAAAAAGGAAGUAAUAUUUAUGUAAAUAGUGGGAUGAUGAGAUUAAUUUUUGAUCAGUGUUUUCAAAUAAUUCGAAAAGCACAAUUGAGAAUUCAGUCUUAUUACGCAUGCCUCAGUAUUUGUAAUUUAAUUAUGAGACAUAUUCCUGAGCAUCACAAGCUGAAAGAAGGAACUGUGUAUCAGUAAAUCCCCCGGAUUCAUUCUGAGAGCUUUAUUCUGUUUUAAGGUUAAAAGCAAAGGGCAUUUACUGCUGCUUAGCAAAUGUGUGUAACCUUGUUUUUCAAAGUUUAUUACGUAAUACCUUUCCAGAAGCCCCUUAGUAUAAAUACAUAAAUUCAUUGUGCUAUUACAAAAUGUUGGAAACUUCAUUUGAAAUUGAAAGUGGCACAAGUGACAUUUCUAACUUAAGUUGUCUGUAUGGUUUUAUAUAAGCAGAUACUUUAGGAGCAUUGAUGAAAAAUGUAUUUUAAAAAACGUAUAUUUUCUAAUUAUGACUUAAACAAACAAAGCAAUUAUUUUGUACCUGGAGGUGUUUUUUAAUGUAUUAUAAAUGUUUUGUUUUCACUUUCAGCAUAUUAGAAUAAAAAGCAUAAAAACUAA
Erpetoichthys calabaricus (reedfish) is the source of this 5215-nucleotide messenger RNA. RefSeq names its product nucleoporin 155 (gene nup155). Gene Ontology annotation, biological process: RNA export from nucleus; protein localization to nuclear inner membrane; protein import into nucleus. Gene Ontology annotation, cellular component: nuclear pore inner ring; nuclear pore. Gene Ontology annotation, molecular function: structural constituent of nuclear pore. NCBI's taxonomy places the organism in Eukaryota, Metazoa, Chordata, Cladistia, Polypteriformes, Polypteridae. Bases 141 to 4301 code for a protein of 1386 amino acids. The record is from RefSeq and is a predicted model, not a curated record. The transcript has 36 exons.